Messenger RNA from Heterobasidion irregulare TC 32-1, 1920 nucleotides. RefSeq lists its product as uncharacterized. The record is from RefSeq and is a predicted model, not a curated record. Lineage: Eukaryota; Fungi; Basidiomycota; Agaricomycetes; Russulales; Bondarzewiaceae. The coding region runs from base 1 to 1920 and encodes 639 amino acids. The transcript has a single exon.
AUGUCUGGCACCGCAGAGAUACGCCUUGACUACAUACCGCUCGUUGAGACGGUCGCAAACCUACCGCUCCCAACGUGGGAUGGAGGCGCGAGGCAGACGGCGCUUCAGGCUAUUCAGCAAGGGCUCACGGAAAUUGGAUACCUACGGCGUACUCACCAGCUCACUGACCAGAUUUUGACCUCACCUUAUUCUAUCGCUCUUGAUGCCGGUAUUGAGAAUGGAUAUACCUAUCAUUCCUCGAUCAUGCUACAUGUUGCUCAGCUGUCUUCGCAUCCCGGGGAACCUUUGUCGUUGCGGAUCGGCCAUUCGUUCGUCAAGACGUAUUUUGGAUUGUCGGGAGGGGUGUCGGAAAGGGUUGAGUACCCUACGCUUCGAAGCCAGGUACUGUUCUUCAAUACGGAAAAUCCUGUGAAUAGAAUUGUGAGCGGACAGCUUACUGAAGAAGAAACGCACCUACAGGGUAAUAAUACGGCGCCGACAGGCAUUCACGCACCUCCGGUCAUUGAAGCGAUAGAAAUCGACUCACCAGCUCCAACUCUACAGUUACCGGAAGACAACGAACUUGAGGACCAGGAGCGCGAAGGACCUAUGGUUGGACCAGUGUCAGUACAGGCAAAUGAAGGGAUAGGGUCGGUGCGUUUUCAGAGGCUGCUUGAGAGGAUCGAGGCGAUUAGAAGGGAAAGGGAAGGAAGGGUUUUGAAUGAAAGGGAGGGAGACUGGAUGGAAGGUGACGAGAGGCGUCAGAAUAUAGGUCAGGGGGACGGACCUUUCAACGAUGGAACCAUUGAUCCUGGACUGCUCAUGGCAGAAAUCUCAGAGCCUCCUUUUCAUCGGCUUGUCGACUCCUAUAACUCCACUCCUGCUCCGAACAACUCUCGCGAGGCAUCGGUCUUGCUCUUGGAAUGCGCACCAGCUAGCAUGCAGAGAGAGCCGGUAGCGACGAGGGAAGGAUUCCUGGAAAACAGAUCAGUAGGACAGAGGGAAGAAGAAGGGACUCACAGCUCAGACGACAGGCAGGCAGCCGCGUUUGUUAUGGCGCGUGGGGAGUACGCUUCAGUGGAUUUGAGAGAUCAGUAUGGAAGGCAGGCCGCGUUUAUCCCUUCAUUAGCGGCACCUGAAGUGCUUUCAGCCGGUGACGACCAGCCUCAGUUCGUCCGUAGGGGAAGCUUUGUUGAGGUGGCCAGUACGGGUGAAGUGGUAGCAAGGCUUGACGAGGCACCGAGCAGUUUCCCUGAUGCGGGGUACCUAUCCGACAUCGCUCACACACAUCCCGUUACUUUCUUUGAACUUGCGGAUCAAACGGUUGUCGGCUACUCACCUAAUAUGGUGCCGAACAUCCCUAUCUUUCCUUUUAUCCCUGGCGCUUCGUACUUGCUGGCUCUAGCUCAUGCAACAAUCGCAGUGGUUGUCUUCUGGAGAAGAAGGAUCCAGCGCUUGGUCCUGCGAGUAAAAAAGAACUUUGAAGAACGGGAGGAGGAGGCGUCAGAGGAGGAAAUAAUAGAGAAGGACUCAGAGGUCCAGAGGGAAUUAAAGCACCCGUGUGUUAUCCAUCUUCUUGAUACACCUGGAAGUCACUCGGAUUUUGCAAGUUUGCUGGUGCAUCCACGAGACUGGAGCCCACUCUUCACGGUGGAAGAGGGCGCAUUCUUCAGGACGACCAUCGAUUACUUCAGGCUCGUUGGAAGGUGGGAUUUUGCUGAGGCUCUGCAUACGCUGCUAGGACUCCAUUUUGCAGAUGACGACAUUAUACGGUGGCUAGUCAACAGCAACCUCGCGGAUCCACAGCGCAGCACUCACCAAGAUCUUUACGACAAUUCCUUUCGGCGCGCAGAAGCGAAGGUCCACGCGCUCAUCCUGCGUGAGGAUCCCUGGUAUGCAUACCCUGGGGAAAAUUCUUCAGAGGUUAGUGAGAUUGAUUAG